CCUAACCUUUUUUUUUUUUUAAAAAAAAAGAAAAAAAUUUUACAUUCCUUUACUUUUUCUCACCACAAACCGCUAAAGAAUAAACUUCUUAUCGCGGUGUGAACACGCCUAAAGAUAAAGUUCUUUAAAUAACUUAUAAUCUUUAUUCUACCUCCUCCUUCCAUCUCUCUCAUAUCAAUAAAUUCUUAACAUGAAAUAUUCUAUUAUUUUAUUCACUAUUUGCUUUGCUCUUGCGGUAGCUACCGCAACUAGUGCAGCCACAUUAGCAUCCAAGAAGAGAAGUUUGAUUAUUGGAAAAGGCGAUUGGGUUUCCUCAAGAGCAGUCAAUGGUUUUGUUAAACGUGCCAAGAAAGAUGAUAACAACAAAGAAGACGAUAAAAAGAACAAAAAAGAAGAUAACAAGAAUAACGACAACAAAGACGAUAAUAAGAAUAAAGAUAACAAAAAUAAUGAUGAUAAAGAUGAUAAAAAUGAUAACGGAAAAGGCAAGCCUGUUGAUGCCCAGAUAACAUUUUAUUCUGGAGAUAGUCUUAAAAAUUCGGCCUGUUACGGUAACAACGGAUUGAGAAAUUAUGAUGCUAAUGAAAAUGAUAUGAUUGCUGCUAUGCAUAUGAACGAACUUGAAUUGUGUUUUGAUUGCAUUGAAAUUAGAAAUCCUGCGAACAAUAAAAAUAUAAUUGUAAAAGUUAUUGAUAAAUGUGCUGGUUGUCCCCCAGAUGGUAAUAAUGUUGAUUUAACUCCUUUCGCUUUUAAACAAUUGGCUGAUAUUAUCUUAGGCAGAGUCAAUAUUGAAUGGCGUCCUUUGAAUAAAUGUCCAGAUAAAGGAAGAUGGCCAAUUUUCGAAGAAAUUGAUAGAUCUAAUUAGAUUUAAGCAUGUUCUUUUAUUUUUCUCCUUGAAAAGUACUUUUAUCAACUUGAAUUGUACUUUUUUUUCAAAUAAAUAAAUGUUGUCUAUUUUAUAACAAUAAAUUUCACUUUUUUCAUGCAUGUACAGUAGGUAAUGUGCACAUAUAAAAACUCCUUGUUGUACCUUUUUCCGGAUGCUAUUUCCCAAUUUCUGAAUGCUCAUUUUCGAAACUGGAUCAUAUUCCGAAAUUCCAUUUUCCCGAAUGUCACUUUAUCUCAAUUUCCAAUAAAUAAUAAACAAACAUUAGGGAAUUAUUGCGCCGAGAA
Messenger RNA from Rhizophagus irregularis DAOM 181602=DAOM 197198, 1173 nucleotides. RefSeq lists its product as uncharacterized. The record is from RefSeq and is a predicted model, not a curated record. NCBI's taxonomy places the organism in Eukaryota, Fungi, Glomeromycota, Glomeromycetes, Glomerales, Glomeraceae.